This is a messenger RNA of Onychostoma macrolepis, 3105 nucleotides long. RefSeq lists its product as uncharacterized. NCBI's taxonomy places the organism in Eukaryota, Metazoa, Chordata, Actinopteri, Cypriniformes, Cyprinidae. The coding region runs from base 562 to 3105 and encodes 847 amino acids. The transcript has 7 exons. Gene Ontology annotation, cellular component: IRE1-TRAF2-ASK1 complex. Gene Ontology annotation, biological process: intrinsic apoptotic signaling pathway in response to endoplasmic reticulum stress; protein phosphorylation; IRE1-mediated unfolded protein response. Gene Ontology annotation, molecular function: RNA endonuclease activity; protein serine/threonine kinase activity; ATP binding. The record is from RefSeq and is a predicted model, not a curated record.
AAUUACAUUGCUAGUCUUUUAACAACUUUUACUUUAAACCUUUUAAAAAGUCACACAAACCAGUUAUAUUAAAUGUCACAUUUACAUUCAUGGCUAUGUGCAGUACCGCCGCUCCCUAUACGCAGAGUACGCAGUUUGCGUAGGGCACCAUCCCAGUUGCUCAACAAAAAAAAAAAGAAAAAAAGUGACGCGCCAUUCUCGCACCCACGACCGCUCACACCUCAUGUUUGCGGCUGAAUGCAAAUGAUCAUAAUUGAUGGAUAACUAUGCCCGUGAAAAGACAUCAGCAAUCCGGCGCCAAGAGAAGGAAAAAAAGAUGAAAACGAAGCCCGUGCUUCACUUUCAGAUUGUUACGAGUAUUUGAAGAUCCAUGGAAAUCCAGAUCCAAGUACCAUUUGCAGUUCCAGUGCCAGCACCAGCAGUACCUAGAAAAACAGAUCCUCUAAUACAAUGCAUCAUGAAAAACAAGUUAAAGAAACUUAAAUUAAAUAUUAAAUAAGAGGAAGAGAUAUUAAUGGAUUGUACCCUUCUGAAGUUUGGAAGGAUGAUGUUACACUAUUAAUGGCAGCAGUUAUAUGCAGAAAUGAAGAAAUCUGCUCUUAUCUACUUAAAGAGUCAGCUGAUCCAAACAUACACUCAACAAAAGGAUGGACACCUCUACAUUAUGCUGCAUUUACACCUGGAGUUUCACUGAGUAUCGUGAAAAGAUUACUUGCAGAAAAAGCUAACCCAGAUGGACAUCAAUUACAAUUGUUUACUCCAUUACAAUGUGCUGUUGGUCAAAACUGUGAAGACAUUGUGAAAGCACUUAUAGAGGCUGGAGCUUCACCUGAAAGGAACUAUGAGACAAAUCCAGAGCUUGAAAAAAAGGUGGAGAAAAUGAUUCAUCAAUUAUCUUCACAGGGUGAAGAGUCUGAGAAAGUACAUCUAUUUUUCUCUUUUUCUUGUGCUGUACGAACAAAAAAUCAGAGAGAAGUUUUCAUAAUCUAUAAGGAACAUUUCUUUCAAGAGGAUCCUUUCAUUCAUACAAUUCUGUUUGAGGUGUAUUAUGGUGUCAUUGGUCCAAGUUCAGAGCAGUAUCGUCAGAGCGCCAUCAAGUGGUUAAAAGAUACAAAGAGUGCAGACAGAUACAUCGAGGGAGUCAUCAAACGCUUCCCAAGAAUCCCUCAGGAACACUGUCUGAUUGCACUGAACUGCUUAAAUGUUGCUUUGUGUGUCAGUGAAAACAUCACCUCUCAGGUAUUCAGUGAUCUUGUGCCAAUUCUAACAAACAGACUUCAGCACUCUGGAAACACACAAGGAGAAAAAGUCAAUUAUCUGAUACUAAAGAUACUCAACGUUAUGAUGCAGAAGACGUCUGAGCAGAAAGUGGGACUCAAUCAUUCUGUCUAUGAGAAGUUAUGCAAAAGUCUGUUGCCUCUCACACGUCCUGAUCAUUCAAGUCUAAUUGGAGUUUGGACCUAUGGACUGUUUGCCUAUAUAAAUGAUAUUGCUCCUGAACUUGUAGCAUUGUGUGGAUUGUCACCCAUCCUAGAGAUGACACUUAUUAAAGCAGAGACAGAGAUGGAUGAAGUCAUGAAAAAAAAGCUGCAAAAGUUGGAUGAAUCACUCAGACAUCCAGCAGGUUUAAGUGCAGUGGAUGGUUUAUGUGAGGAGACUGCAGCUCUAUUGACAACCAGGAAGAAGAAGAAGAAGAAGAAGAAGAAGAAACAAAUUCAGCAAGAGGCUGGAUCACAAGAAGGUGAGCUUCAAGAUAAAGAGGAACCGCAUCCAGACUCUGUAGUGACAUCCAUUGAGGAAUCAAAUUCAAGUGUGCAGCCGUUCACACAACCUGAUGAGAGCCCAAAUAGCUCAAGAAGGUGGCAUCAAAAAAGCCAUCGUUGGAGGUCCAAGCUUGAGAAGCUAGCUAACACUGAUGGUAGCAGGACAUACAGACUGCCAGGUCUUACUCUUGUUAUUGAUCCUGAAUUUCUGAUCGCUGAUGGAAGUGAUGGAACACACGUUUUCCUUGGUUUGAAGGAUGACGGCACUGAGGUGGCUGUGAAACGAAUGAACAGGUUUAAUUACCGAGUCCUCAGAAAUGAGGAGGAAUUUCUUCGGCUUCCAGAACUUGACAGUCCCUCUAUUGUGCGCUAUGUGGACUUUGCAGAAGAUGACAAUUUCGGAUACCUUGUUCUUCAGCUUUGUGAGUACACACUGGAGGAAUAUAUCCAAGACCAUUUACCGGAUGACAGCGCUGAGAGAUCUUUGGUUCUGAAGAAGCUGGUGAAGGAAGUUCUCUGCAGUUUACAGGUUUUACACGACCAGAAAACCAAAGUACUCCAUCGAGACAUCAAACCCCAGAAUGUCCUGAUUGACAUAAAAGGAAAAGCCAAAUUGGCUGAUUUUGGCAUAAGUCGCCGUCUGAAACAGGGUGAAACCACUUUACGAACAAGCAUCGCUGGAACUAAAUGCUGGAAGGCAAAAGAGAACAUAAAUGAGAAGUUCAACACUGGAUACAAGAGGAGCUCCGACAUUCAGGUUGCUGGGAUGUUAGUCUACUACAUUCUCUCUGGAGGACAACAUCCAUUUGGUGAAGAUGUGGAUUGUGAGUACAACAUUUCACGAGGAAGAUACUCACUGAAGCAUCUGGAUGAUGAUGUAGCGAAGGAUCUCGUCGAGUGGAUGAUUAAUGAAGAUCCAAACAACAGACCGACUGUGGAGCAAACCCUUGCACACCCCUUCUUCUGGACUGAUGAACGGAAACUGCGGUAUCUGAAAAUAUUGGGAAAUGAGAAAGAGGCUGACAAUUGUCGUAAUAAAGAUGAGGAGCUGCUUAAUGCCAUCUCAAAAUACACAGAGGGGAAAAGCUUUUCUGAAUGGAAGACUAAAUUGCCGUCAGAGCUUAUCCAGAAAAUGGAUGGUAAGAAGAAAGCCUAUCCUGAGAACACACUGGGCCUGCUGCGAUUUAUACGCAACCUACACGAGCAUUAUAAACCAGAUGCUGUGAAAAUCAACCUGAUGGCUUUAUUCCCUGAUCUCUUUGGGAGUGUGUACUUGUUUGCCAAAGAAAGAGGAUGGAACUCCAGAGAAAGUGUCAUUAUGGACAUCAACUCGGCAUCAUGA